CCAGCAGCAGAGCGCAUGCGCGAUUCAGUCUGAACGCAUUUGAAGAAGCUCCAGCUUGUACACACAGAUCUGCUAGUUUAGGAGAAACUGAGGUCUUUCUGUCUCCAUACCUCCUGAACAAACAUGCGGGGAUCACUUUAAUCAACAUGCUCUCUUCUUCCUUUGUGAAGUCUUUGAUUUAUCGCGGGCAAAGACUGGCACAGACAAGAUGCUGUUCCUCACACAGACACGGUGAAAUGCCGUGCUCAGAAGUGACCGAUUCAAACUCAGUGUCUCCUGUGAAGAGGAGCAGGACUGAGGAAGUGAAGGAGAGUAGAGGUAGCAUCAUGCUAAAGUUCGCUAAACUGUCGGAACACGCCACAGCACCGACCAGAGGCUCGGCUAAAGCCGCGGGAUAUGACCUGUACAGUGCCUAUGAUUACUCCAUUGCACCGAUGGACAAAGCCAUAGUGAAGACUGACCUCCAGAUCGCUGUUCCUGCAGGAUGUUACGGCCGAGUGGCUCCUCGCUCUGGUCUGGCAGCCAAGCACUUUAUUGAUGUUGGAGCUGGUGUGGUGGAUGAAGACUACAGAGGAAACGUUGGUGUUGUGCUCUUCAACUUCAGCAAGGAGACAUUUGAAGUGAAAAAAGGAGACAGAGUGGCUCAGCUAGUGUGUGAACGGAUCUGCUAUCCUGACCUGCAGGAGCUUGAGACCCUGGACGAGACGGAGAGGGGUGCUGGGGGAUUCGGCUCCACUGGGAGGAACUGAAACUGCUGCAGUUUAAAUUAAAUCUGAAGUUAUGUAUUUUGUAAGUCCAUUGUUCCAGGUGUAUUUGGUUCUGAUGUAUUGCCUUGGAGGGCUGCACUGAGCCACCAGGUAAUGUUACUUUUAUUCAGUUACUGUAAUAAAUAUACAUUUUAUAUGAA
This is a messenger RNA of Hemibagrus wyckioides, 907 nucleotides long. RefSeq names its product deoxyuridine triphosphatase (gene dut). Gene Ontology annotation, molecular function: magnesium ion binding; dUTP diphosphatase activity. The coding region runs from base 147 to 749 and encodes 200 amino acids. The record is from RefSeq and is a predicted model, not a curated record. The transcript is spliced from 7 exons. NCBI's taxonomy places the organism in Eukaryota, Metazoa, Chordata, Actinopteri, Siluriformes, Bagridae. Gene Ontology annotation, biological process: dUMP biosynthetic process; dUTP catabolic process.